Molecule: messenger RNA, 6037 nt
Organism: Oncorhynchus kisutch (coho salmon)
Lineage: Eukaryota; Metazoa; Chordata; Actinopteri; Salmoniformes; Salmonidae
Product: dual specificity tyrosine-phosphorylation-regulated kinase 1A-like
Exons: 12
Coding region: 839-3040 (733 amino acids)
Biological process (GO): peptidyl-serine phosphorylation; peptidyl-threonine phosphorylation; protein autophosphorylation
Molecular function (GO): protein serine/threonine kinase activity; ATP binding; protein serine/threonine/tyrosine kinase activity
Source: RefSeq, a predicted model, not a curated record
AGGCAAUCGCCAUUUUGUCAGAAGGUCUUUUCAAAUGUUGUCCCUUCCCGCCGGAAUAAUGCAAUCACUGGAUAUACUAUUGACAUUUGUGUUGAAAACGAUGCGUCGAAUGGAUCGGAUUAGGACAAGUAAAAGGCAAAUGAUUUAGCAUAGUUUAAAUAUAUCUAGUGGGAGCCGCACUUAUAGUUGUCAGCGUCUCUGGUCUACCGGACCGGUUCACUGCGCAGGUUUGGGACGCGCGCCAUUUUGUGAAAAUUGACAUAAAACAUUUUGUCCAAAAAUAAGCGUGUAUCUUAGGGCAUGAUAUUGGUUUCAUAUUUUUGGGUCUUCAUUAUUUUUCGUUAUGGUUUCCUACGUCCAUGUUUCCGGUGGUGAGCUUGAAAGAAAACGGAACAAUUUUAAUGUAGCUACCUUUUAUUUUGUAGUUGAAUUCCUAGCUACAGAAUAUUGUUAGCUAACCUUCGCUAGUUAAUAGUAGCCACGUUCGUUUAGUCAACUAGCUGGCGCUAGUCGUCAGCUGGUGUUAGUCGAAGUUGGGUGGAUAACUAAUUGUGUUGGUUGGGGACGCAUUUGAUCGUCAAGAAGUUUUACUUGGAUGGCCAUUUUUUUAAACUUGGUUUGCCAGUGGAGAAGACUUUUCACCUUCGCGUUUCGUGAAUUAGGUUGACUGUGACUGACUUAACUUAGCCGACGACAGUGGGGGCGGAGAAGCUCAAGCUGGAUAAGUUGCCCUAUCAUACAGGUUAAUUGACUUUAAAUGAAGAUCGUGCCAUCAGAGUGGGUUGUGGUUUGCUGCUGGACUCUCCUUCCAGGAUGAUAUGAAAUUUUACAGGAGACGAUGCAUCCAGGAGGAGAGACUUCAGCAUGCAAACCUUCGUCCGUCCGGCUGGCGCCCUCUUUUUCUUUCCACGCUGCUGGUCUUCAGAUGGCUGCUCCAAUGCCCCAUACGCACCAGCAGUACAGUGACCGCCACCAGCCGAGCACUGACCAAACUGCUGCGGUCCUACCGUACAGCGACCAAACGCAACAGCUCACUGCCAACCCGAGGCACAUGCCCCAGUGCUUUCGUGACCCUACUUUGGCUCCCCUGCGGAAGCUCUCUAUAGACCUUAUCAAAACCUAUAAACAGAUCAAUGAGGUGUAUUAUGCAAAAAAGAAGCGGCGGCACCAAACGGGUCAGGGUGAAGACUCCAGUCACAAGAAAGAGAGGAAGGUCUUCAAUGAUGGCUACGACGAUGACAACUACGAUUACAUUGUCAAGAAUGGGGAGAAGUGGAUGGACCGCUAUGAGAUUGACUCCUUGAUAGGCAAAGGGUCAUUUGGACAGGUUGUAAAAGCUUAUGACCGUGUAGAGCAGGAGUGGGUUGCAAUCAAGAUCAUCAAGAACAAGAAAGCUUUUCUCAAUCAAGCCCAGAUUGAAGUGCGCCUCCUAGAGCUCAUGAACAAACAUGACACCGAGAUGAAAUACUACAUAGUUCACCUGAAACGUCACUUCAUGUUCCGGAACCACCUCUGCCUGGUGUUUGAGAUGCUCUCGUACAACCUGUACGACCUGCUGCGAAACACCAACUUCCGCGGUGUCUCUCUCAACCUGACCAGGAAGUUUGCUCAGCAGCUUUGCACUGCGCUGUUGUUCCUGGCCACGCCUGAGCUCAGCAUCAUCCACUGUGACCUGAAGCCAGAGAACAUCCUGCUGUGCAACCCCAAGAGGAGUGCCAUCAAGAUAGUGGACUUUGGCAGCUCCUGCCAACUGGGACAGAGGAUAUACCAGUACAUUCAGAGUCGUUUUUACCGCUCCCCAGAGGUGCUGCUGGGCAUGCCCUAUGACCUGGCCAUCGACAUGUGGUCCCUUGGCUGCAUCCUGGUGGAGAUGCACACUGGAGAGCCCCUCUUCAGUGGAGCCAACGAGGUGGACCAGAUGAAUAAGAUAGUUGAAGUUCUUGGUAUCCCCCCCAAUCACAUUAUGGACCUAGCCCCAAAAGCCAGGAAGUUCUUUGAGAAGCUAUCGGAUGGCACAUGGAGCGUUAAGAAGACCAAAGAUGGCAAAAGGUAUAAGCCUCCAGCCUCUCGGAAGCUCCACUCCAUCCUGGGUGUAGAGGCCGGUGGUCCAGGUGGCCGGCGGGCGGGGGAGUCUGGCCAUGCUGUUGCUGACUAUUUGAAGUUCAAGGACCUGAUCCUUCGGAUGUUGGACUAUGACCCGAAGAGCCGCAUCCAGCCCUACUACGCCCUUCAGCACAGCUUCUUCAAGAAGACUGCAGACGAGGGGACCAACACGAGCAGCAGCGUGUCUACCAGCCCAGCGCUGGAGCAGUCCCAGUCCUCUGGAACCACCUCCAGCACCUCUUCCAGCUCAGGAGGGUCGUCUGGGACAAGUACCAGUGGUAGAGCGAGGUCAGACCCCACCCAUCACCACCUACACAGUGGAGGGCACUUUGGGGCAGUGAUGCCAGCCAUCGACAGUGACACCCUCUGUCCACAGGCAAGAAAGCCUUAUCCUCCCCCAUUGGUGUGGGGAGGUGGGGUCGGACCAGAGCCGGUGGCCGGAGAGACCCACCCAGUCCAGGAGACCACCUUCCACGUCCCCCCUCAGCACCCCAAGGCCCUGCACCCCCAUCAUCACCACGGGCAGGUGAUGGCCACACGGCCCCGCCCGCGGCACUACACCUCCCCCACACACAGCUCCUCCACACAGGACUCCAUGGAGGUGGUGCAUGGCCAUCUGUCCAUGACCUCCCUGUCUUCCUCUGCCUCCUCUUCCUCCACAUCUUCCUCUUCCACUGGGAAUCACGGUAACCAGGCCUACCAGCUCCGCCACCUGCCUUUUGGGCAUCAUGGUGGGCUGAGCAUGGGGAUGGGCGCCUUCUCGAACCCCAGGCAGGAGACAGGCAUGGCUGCCCACCCAGCUUACCCCAUGGGCACAAACACGGGGCCGUCUCACUACCUACCAGAGGGCCACCUGGGCAUGAGGCAGGGCAUGGACCGGGAGGAGUCUCCCAUGACUGGAGUGUGUGUGCAGCAGAGUUCUAUGGCCAGCUCGUGACUGCACUGACAUUUGGCUGUGUGUUCCCCCUGUGCGUCAUUUUUAAGGUGGUGUUUUUUACAACAGGUGUGUCGAACAAAAGCUGCUCGCGUCAGAAGGGAGAUAUCGCUGAACCGCUACUACAGAGAAGAACCUUUGUUAAAAGAAUGUGAUAUCCGUCAUUUUUCUUUUUGCAAUCAUUAGGCACAUGAUAAUGUUGCAGAAUAAGCAUAGUAAAAUUGAGACGUUCAUCUGCCAUUUCACAAAAUUCAUGUAACAAAUAACCACCAUCUGGUAUUACGUGGCAAAAUCUUCUGGUGAGCAUUUGGGGAUAAAGUUAGAAGCAGUUUUACAGGUAGCUGUCUAAUGAAAUGCUAACACAUCCUCUUAUUUCAAACUGGAAUUUCUGACAUUUUUCUUCCACAGGUUGUUGAUUGUUUUACCCUUUUUUAAAGUGAAUUUUCACAGAAGAGCUGCUUUUAAAACCUUUAGCUUGACCAGGAGGAAGGUGUUUGCGGUGAUAUUUCGUGUUGUCUGUCGGUAUUGUGUAACUCUGUGAGAGGGGAGCACAUAGCAGUGGAGUUCCUAUAGUGUGCGCUGGCCCAGACAGUGGAGGGGAUACCCUGCAGGUGAAAGAUGUCAGGGGGGGAGUGCUGCCCACCUGGGGGCCUGAUGAGCUGGCCUGGCACAGACGAGAGAGCAGAUGGGCUCUGGAGAAGAAAAGGGUCCGGCCCAGCGUGAGGAAGACUGGUUCAGUCAGUGGCUGGUUCUCAGAUAACCUUUUGGCCUUACGACUCAUGGACUUGGAAUGGGUCGGAGCUGGAUAUCAAUUCAAUUAAGAUGGCUUUCCUCUAUUUUUAUCUGUAGACAGCCCUUAAUUGUUUAAGGAGAAUAAAAAUGAUAGAAAAGGGUCAUUUAAGAAUGAAGAUUUGAGGCCUUUCUCUGCAAAGAUUUCUCAUCUAUGGGGCCCCACAUUACAGGGUCUUCUUGUACACACCAAUCUCCUAAACAUUACUUCCUUCAAAUCUUGUUCACAGAUUAAGGAUUUUGUGGUAUAAAAAAAAAUAUAUAAACAUCCAGAGUCCACCCCCCCCCCCCCCCCCCCCCCUUUUUUUUCUUCUCCUUCCCGUUUGCAUGUAGUUCCUCAUCUGAACACCUGCACAAAUGUCUCCAUCUUAAACACGGAAACUGAAGAGAGAAAAAUUAGUUAAGUGACUGCCUUUCUUUCUCCUCAAAUUAUGCUGUGAAUUUUACAAGAAUUUAUUUUCCCUUUGGAUAUAUAUUUUUUUUUUAUACCAAAGCAGUUUUAUAGCAUAUUAGGUGUCUGUAACCAAUUAAUGUAGCAGUUCACCAAUUUUGACUCAGUUUAUCAAGAUCUUAUUUUAACGUCAGUACAAAACCGCUGCAAUAUAUUGCUUUAGCAAAACUGGAAACCGUUAAGGUCAACAACUGUUAACUACCGUAUAUUCUAAGCAGAUUUGGUUGCAAUGUUUUUCCAAACCUGUUUCCAUAUUAAUUGGUAGAUUAUUUUUGGGAGUCUCUUUUUAACCUUGGUAUGUUUUGAGACAUUGGUAGUUACUCUGCAGGCUCCAGAGUAGCAGAAUUAAAAGCUGAUGGUUCAAUGUAGACCACUGCAUUCUCUUUCUGCAUUUCUCCCACUUAUACUAUUUUAAAGGGUUUUGCUGCCUUUCAUACAUAAUUUGGGAACAUGCUAGCUACUGCCAUAAAACUUAAGACUAUUGUAGUCUCAUUACCCUGGCAGUGUACAGACAAUUGCAGUAAAUCUGAUUUUCUAAGUGAUUUGGAAGUAUACCUCCUUGUGAGCUUGGUCCAAUUCAAAUUGGAAGGGUACCAGUCAGCCCUCUUGCUAAUGUCCUGAGCAUGUGUGCUCAACUUUGGCAGACAUGCAUGUCCCUAGAACUCUACUGUUAGUAAAGGCAUUUUUCGUUCAUUUUAUUUUAUAUCAGGGAUUUUGAAGUUUUUUUUUUUUUACUCUGGAAAGUAACUAGACCAAAGUCCUGCUCAUAACAGCCUUCUUAGUUACACGCAGACACUUCUAUUGUCAUCAUAGUUCAGUGGAGAGACCAUCACAAGGAAAAAUCAUGUUUGGUAUAACCACAAGCUCAAAUGUAAAAGCUACCUGUAAUGAUAUUUAAAUUUUAUCUGAAUGUUUUAGGUUAUAAUCACAAUCAUUUUUCAUACCCCUCCAUGAUUUUUGAGACUCAGAAACUGCCAGUGGUUUUGCUGACACUCAUACUGGUACUAAACAUUCCAAAAUAAAGAUUUAAAAAACCUCUAAGUGUGAGCCUGUUUCAGAUCAUGCUGAUUGACCUCUGAUCUAGAGCAGUUGUCAUGAAAUGCAGCCCCUUUUUAAUAGUGGAAAUAGAAUUUAUGUAUAUAUUUAUAUUUUUUUAAUAAAGGAAGUAUAGAACUCACUACCUUGCUCCUGCUGGUAUGUUGAUUAUGUUUGUCAAUUUGGUGACCGUUCAGUGGGCAAGAUCUCAGUUUUAGUCAGUGGUGUAACGUGGCCUCUGGGCAGAGGUACUUGACUACAUCAGGACAACACUAUGAGGUAGGGUUUGAAUCAAACAGGGAAAGCUAGAUCUUCAAACCUUAAUUUUCACAGGGUAUAUUGUAAGUGCAUGUACAUCCACAAACUUUACUUUUUGGUUGUAUGAAAAGCACAUGGUUGGGGGAAAAAGUGGUUCCAUUUUCAAUAAGGUUGUUAUGUUUGUGGGUUUCACACAUAUGUUUGAGUACUUGUUGACAUAUCCUCACCCUACAGAAGCCCAAGUCCUCUGAUUUUUAAUUUGAAUAUAUUUUCCUUCAAUUUUUGAUUUCACAUUUUAUAACAUUUUUUGUACAUGCACUAUAAAACUGAACAGCAUGGAGAAAAGGAUAAGUCCAUGUAUCCACAGAUUGUAAGAUCUAGUCAAGACUUUGCUGUGUAUAUGACAAUGCCCUUUGUAUUAUAUUAAGACAGUCUUAUGUAUGAUAUAUAAAAAGAAGUUAAUUGAA